This is a messenger RNA of Mugil cephalus (flathead mullet), 1231 nucleotides long. RefSeq names its product calcium uniporter protein, mitochondrial-like. Lineage: Eukaryota; Metazoa; Chordata; Actinopteri; Mugiliformes; Mugilidae. Gene Ontology annotation, cellular component: uniplex complex; mitochondrial inner membrane. Gene Ontology annotation, biological process: calcium import into the mitochondrion; mitochondrial calcium ion homeostasis. The record is from RefSeq and is a predicted model, not a curated record. Gene Ontology annotation, molecular function: calcium channel inhibitor activity. The transcript is spliced from 9 exons. The coding region runs from base 180 to 1127 and encodes 315 amino acids.
UCUUGCUGCUCACAUCUGGAGGUUCUUCCUCGUGAACGGAGGUGUGUUCCAGUGAGUGCUUGUAGAGACGCUCCGCCUCCAGUCAGCUGUGAAGCCUGUUUCUACUUGCCUCCAGCAUUCUUGCAGCCCUGUGCUUUACGACCACGCCUCAGACAGUCCUGGUGUGCGUCUCUGCGGUCAUGUUGGUUUACAGACUUCUCUGCAGACUUGGAAACAAAAGACUCAAUGCGCCCACGUGGGUCUGGUCGGCCGGUGUCGCCUCCAGUUACAGCACUGGACCCCCAUCCAGAGAUGCAUCAGUUCAUUACAGCCUCGGUCGCCCGGUCCUCUCCCUGCGUCUCCCUGCAGGUCAGCUGUGUCGUUUCACUCUGACGCCCAUGUUGACCACGGUGGGCGACCUCCUACGAGACAUCGCAGCCAAAGACUCGGAGGUGAAGACGACGGCACUGCUCAACAUGGAUGGACAGAGAAUCUCGUCCUGUACGUUCAUGGAGACGGUUUUAAACAAAGACUUCCAGCUGGUGGUCGAUGACGUCACCUACAACGUUCACUCACUGGGACAAGGCUCCUCCCAUGAACACAUGCUGGACGUAGAUGACAUGAAGUACCUGGUCCACCUCCUCCACUCUGCUCUGAGUCGUCCUCAGCGUCUCCUCGUCCAACACAGAGAGCUCCUGGUCAGGAAGGACAAGCUGAGGCAGCAGCUGCAGCCGCUGGACCAGGUGAAGAAGCGGCUGGCGAGGGAGGCGGAGUUUAAAGCCUCCACGUUGGGCUGGGUGGGGCUGGCCUACCUGUCCCUGCAGGGGGGAUUCCUGGGAUACCUCACCUGGAAUGUGUUUGCCUGGGACAUCAUGGAGCCCGUCACCUAUUUCAUCUCCUGCACCACCAGCAUGAUCUUCUUUGGUUACUACGUCCUCACAAAGCAGGACCUGGUCUGCCCGGAUGCGAGGGAUCGUCAGUUCCUCCUCUUCUUCCACAGAAAAGCCUCAAAGCAGAAGUUUGACGUUGACAAAUACAACGAGCUGAAAGAGGAGCUGGCGAAGGUGGAGGCCGAUCUCAGGAGGCUGAGAGGAGUCAUUCAGCUUCAGCUACCGGUCGAUCAGAUUCAGCCUCAGAGAGACGCCUGAGAGCCACGACGUUAAAUGACAUUAAAUAUAGAAAUACUUUAAAUAUUACCACUGCAGUCACGUUUCUGUUCAAGAUAAAUAAAUGUGAUUUUUAAAGUUCUUAA